ACCUCCCUAGACGCAGAUCUCCGUCGCUGCGACGAACUUUACAAGUGACUGACGAUGGCGUCUGGCUCGAUUGCUGGCCUAAACCAACGAUUCAACGAACACAAUUAUCUGUGUGACAGUAUCGAAUGUAGCAGAUAAGAUCAUCUAUGGCUAGCCGCAACACGACGGCGUUAGGUAAGCCGUUAGUAUCCUGUCGCAAACAACGUGGGUCAAGAAUCGGAGCAACUCAAGCCCGCCUAGCCUCUAGGCCCCGACUCCCGGACUGAGCGAUGGAGCCCUGGAUGGACUUGCUCUUAGAUCGGGAUCCUUCUCUAUUGCCAUCACUCCACUCUCAACUUCGGACGUGUGCACUGGUUGUUUCUCAGUUCUAUCAGCACGUGGGCGAGAGGUUCUAUGGGAUAUUUGUUUCCAACGAUCUCCAACUGGUCUCCACGGCAAUUCCGCACGCAGAGCCGCAAAGCGGGCGGCGUCCGGGGGGCUGUGAUAAUGACUAAAUGCCAUCAAAUCUACCCGGUAUAUGAAGAUCCAUUGUUCUCCCCGUUCUUUUUGUGUCCAUCCUUUGGCCUUCCCCCUCCCUCUCCCUUUUAACCAUCCCUUCCCCCGCGACAUCCGACACUUCCCAUCAUGCCAUCCUUCUCUCUCCUCGCUACACUUUCUCUACCCCUCCUUGCUCUCGCCGCACCUCACGACAUCCGCUCUGUGAACGCACACCGUCGCGAUCUCAGCAAGCGCAGCACUUUCAAAUUGGUGGAUCACUUUAACGGAACGGAUUUUCUUAAAUGGGACUUUUUCUCUGCCGCUGACCCGACACACGGCGCUGUCAACUAUCUUACUGCGCAGGAGGCUCAAGCCAAGAACCUCGCCUUCACCCAGAAAGACGGAACGACUGUGCUCGCUGUCGAUAACACGACGAAGCUCAAGCCAGGCCAGAAGCGCGACUCGGUCCGCAUCAGCUCGCCCAAGUCGUACAACCAGGGGUUGUUCAUCAUGGAUGCAUGGGCCAUGCCUCACGGACCAACAGUAUGGCCCGCUUUCUGGAUGGUCGGCCCCAACUGGCCUCUCGGUGGUGAAAUCGACAUCGUUGAAGGUGUCGAGGACGCCUCCACCAACCAGAUGACCUUGCACACCUCUGAGGGCUGUUCCUUGGCUACCUCGCUCGUUCACGAAUUCACUGGCGCGCACACAAGCACAACUGAUUGCACCAGUGGGGGCAGUAACAACAAUGGAUGUGGUAUCACCGACGCUAACCCGAAGACAUAUGGCCACGAAUUCAACCUGGCCGCGGGCGGAGCCUGGGCAACCCUUGUUGACAACUCCGGGAUCAAGAUCUGGCACUUCGAGAGGAAUGCCAUGCCGAGUGAUAUCACGGCGCAGAAGCCAAACCCAAGCAACUGGGGCAAGCCUGCCGCGUUCUUUUCGUCGUCAGCCUGCCAAAUUGCGUCACACUUCUCGAACAUGGUCAUGACUUUCGACACCACCCUAUGCGGUGACUGGGACGGCGCUGUUUUCCAGGGCGGCUCCACCGCCUGCGCCAAUGCCGUCGCUGACCCGUCCAACUACGAUCUCGCCAAAUGGAUGCUUAACUAUGUCUCUGUCUACGAAUCUUCAUGAAUCGCAUGGCCGACUACACCCACAAACUAACCACAUCACUCUCUCUCUCUAGAAAACUAGAAACACGGAUCACUGUCGCUUUGGGUUGUUGUAUUUCUUCAUCUGCUAGUCACAUGAAGCUGGUUCUCUAUCACCAAUGUACUAGAUACAUAUGUUUUCGCGUUGUGGGAAUUGAUUUCUUCGCGCUUGUACUCGUUUGCUUGACGCUCCACUCGACGCGAGUGAAAAGUGGUAUCUGAUGGCGCAUGUGUCACGGGGUCGCGCACUUCCAUCCCUCCGACCAUCAACCGAUUAUGGAGGCUCCAGCUCCCUCCCCUCCAGCUCCGCCCGAUUCCCCUCCCAAGGAGACGUCCUGGCCACGUAGAACAGCCAAGGCUUGUUCGAAUUGCAGACGGGACAAAGUUCGGUGUGAUGGAGCGAAACCGUGCAGCGGGUGCACUAAGAAGGGCUUGCAAUGUCUCGAUGGGUGCGAGGCUUGCCGGAAGGCGCGGGCCCGGUGUGAGAAGUGCGUCUGAUUUCUGGCUUCGUCCGUACUCUUGCUAAACACAGCACGCGGUUGCUUCUCCACUACAGGGAGGGCGAUGCAUGCAAGCGUUGCGUAGCAGAGGGGAUCGAGUGUGUUGAGGACGUCUCGCUGCCGCCUACUGUUGGAUCCGAGCCCGCCAGCCUGUCAGAGAGAGUCAAGGCUGCCUGCCAGACCUGCAGGAAUGAUAACAAGAAGGUGUCUGGAACAAGCCGUAGCGCUACUCGGCGGCUGACUUCUUAUGUUCAGUGCGACGAUCAGCGGCCUUGCGCCCGGUGUGUCUCACGUUCGGAGACCUGCGUCCCGGCAGUCCUUUCACCCCGGGAGCCCGGCCGGCCGCGCUGCGACGAGUGCCGGAAGCAGAACGCUCGUUGCGAGGAGGGACGUCCGUGCUCGACUUGCGUCGCGGCCAAUGUCGAUUGCAACACCACUGGAGUCCGCCAAGCGGUGCGAACCACCGGGACGCGUGUCAAGGCCGUGAGUAUCUUCGUUCGCUCGUCUUUUCAAAUCUCUGAGACUGCUCCUCAGGCAUGUACGAGUUGUCGGUGAGUUUGGUCGUGCCCGUUGUUUUCAAACUACAGUCUAACUCGAUCCUAGACGCAACAAAGUCCGCUGUGAUGGCAGUCGGCCGUGUGGACCUUGUGGACGUCGCAAGUCCGAAUGCCGGGACCAACUGUGCCGUAAUUGCGCUAAAGACGGUGCCGAGGUGUGCAAUCAUCGAACGCGCCUUGCACGUGAACGUGCGCCUUGCCCCGCUGCUUGCACAUAUUUGACACUUACCCACACCGGUUCGUAGCAACGACGCGGCCCCGUGCGCCAGCUCAGCCUCAGGCCUCGUCGUCGGGAACUACGCUUCCUCCCAUCCAAUCGGUCGUCUCCGGACCAGCGUCUGGGCCACAGCCACCCGCUGGCGGCUACUACAUCCUGCCGUGGCCGGUGGCUCCUGGCUCUCAUCCUCCGCCGUUCCCUGUCCCGUUCGGCCAACCGAU
Molecule: messenger RNA, 3123 nt
Organism: Mycena citricolor
Lineage: Eukaryota; Fungi; Basidiomycota; Agaricomycetes; Agaricales; Mycenaceae
Source: the annotation of a GenBank genome assembly